UAUUGGAAUCAGUUUAUCUGUUUGGUGCCGACUAUUAAUUGCAAAUCGGUUAAUCGUGCAGACGGAAAUGAUCUUUGAAUCAAAACAUGAAGCGAGAAUUUGCGUUUCUCAUCAUGCUCGUCGUUCUUACAAUAAUCUCAGCCGAAGAUUUUGUGGAAAGAUUGGCGGACUCAUUAUCGAUGACUAGAGAAGAUAUACAGAAAUGCAUCGAAAAAAGAGGUACAACGCAAGAGGACAUAAUGCACUUUGACCAAAUAGUGAUGGACAAUUUGCAAACUAUAGAUUUUGACGAGAAGGCUUUAAGACUUGGCUGUUUCCUUACCUGCUUAGGCCAAAAAAAAGAAAUAAUGUCUGGUGCAUAUAUAAAUAUAGAAAAUAUAAAAAAGAUAUUGCGCUCCAAGGUUAAAGAGCCUAAACCUGACAUGAUUGCUGAAUUUUAUCAAGUAUUGGACAUGUGCAACGAUCAAGUUAGAAGCAAGACUAACGAAUGUGAAAUAAGUCUCAAAUUUCUAGUUUGCAUAAUAAGAGAAACGCGACGUUUAGAAGAGAAUAGUAUCCAAUAUCGUUACGAGAACACCACUAAUAAUGAAGUAAUAGAAUAAAACUUGAUAUUAUUGUAUUUUAUAUAAAACAAUACAUGUAAUAACAAGAGAAAGAGUAGGAGUUGGACAAAUCAACGGUUGUU
This is a messenger RNA of Harpegnathos saltator (Jerdon's jumping ant), 685 nucleotides long. RefSeq names its product pheromone-binding protein Gp-9-like. Lineage: Eukaryota; Metazoa; Arthropoda; Insecta; Hymenoptera; Formicidae. Gene Ontology annotation, molecular function: odorant binding. The coding region runs from base 87 to 602 and encodes 171 amino acids. The record is from RefSeq and is a predicted model, not a curated record. The transcript has 5 exons.